This is a messenger RNA of Haplochromis burtoni (Burton's mouthbrooder), 6905 nucleotides long. Its product is annotated as nuclear factor 7, brain-like. Gene Ontology annotation, molecular function: metal ion binding; protein binding. The record is from RefSeq and is a predicted model, not a curated record. The transcript has 2 exons. Bases 1067 to 2404 code for a protein of 445 amino acids. Lineage: Eukaryota; Metazoa; Chordata; Actinopteri; Cichliformes; Cichlidae.
AAUGAUCGGCUAUGUACCACAGGCCUUCACAGGCACAAUAAUGCAUUACAUUACUGCAUUACUAAAAAAUGUAAUGUGAUUACAGUGAGGUGUUACACCUGACACGGUGUAAUCAGCCCUCUGUGUGUCUUUUUAUAAGAAUCCUCACAGUGUGUCUCACUGACAGCAGUGGCCUCUCAGGUCUCUGUGACGCUGCCAUCGUUCUGCUGUUACGAUGCCAGCGUGCUCACAGGGCAGUCUGGGUUUACCUUCUCUCUGAUUUCUGCAGUAACACGGAGGAGUCGUCCUCACGCCUGACGAAAUAAACCGGUCGGUGAAAUGACGUGAAAAGGAUUUAAAAUAAUAAAAACCUGUUUGAAUAAUCAGGAGGAAAAGACGUUUAUGGAGUUAGAGUUUGUUUGAGGAAGUUGUUCAGUCGUUACGACCCUUUGUGUCACGUGUUACUUUUACUAAAAUAACAUGAGAGAGCCUGACCGUCUUAUUUUGAAAAUCUCCAAAAAUACAACAAACCCUGCUCUUUAAACCUGCUGAUGCAGUAAAUCCCGAGAAUACAGACAAAGUGUUUCCUGCAAAAAGGCCUGAAUUAAAUCACCAAGUACUCAAAUCACACGUUACACAAACCGCAUCUUUAAACGAAACGUUGGUGGAAACGAGACGCUGAACACACGUCAGUGAUCACCACACCGCUGCUGCAGAUUUUCCACUCUGAUAACUGUGGAAUGAAAGAAACCUGACCUGCAGGUAACAGAAGCAUUCAUGUGAUCUCACAGAGCUCCGCCCUCACCUGUCUCGCCUGCCGUAAAUCAGAAAGCAGGUUGUUAUUCUAACCAAAGACAGAGACGGACAGACUGAGCUUCAGCUGCUGAUGCUCCGCAGUGAAGGCUCACGGGGAUUUCCAUUUAUCAGUAGCUUGUGUCGUGCAGCUUCGUGCCACAUGGAGAACAGGUUCUGUGGUUUGUGUCUCAUGCGGUGACAAUAAAGGCAUUCAUUCAGCAGCAGAGGAGGGAGGGGAACCAGGACUGACUGUACUUCCUGUCUGCUGCUUCCAGCCUCACUCAGAGACUCCAUGGCUUCCAGAUCAGAGGAGGAUCUGUGCUGUCCGAUCUGUCGCGACAUCUUCAGAGAUCCCGUUCUUCUGUCGUGCAGCCACAGCUUCUGUAAAGACUGUCUGAGGAGAUGGUGGAGAGAGAAGCCAACACAGGAGUGUCCGAUGUGUCAGAAAAGAUCUUCGAGGGUGGAUCCACCGGUUAGUCUGGUGCUGAAGAACCUGUGUGAGUCGUUUGUAGAGAGGAGAGAUCAGAGAGCUUCAGAGGAUCUCUGCAGUCUGCACUCUGACAACGAGCAGACGAAGCACAGCGACCACAAGUUCAAGCCCAUCGAUAAAGCUGCACAACAACACAAGAAUGACCUUCAGGAAACUGUGGAAGCUUUAAAGCAGAAGUUAAAGGUCUGUGAAGAAGUCCAGGUGAACUUUGAUCAAACAGCAGGACACAUUAAGGCCCAGGCCCGACGCACAGAGAGGAAGAUUAGGGAGCAGUUUAAGAAGCUUCACCAGUUUCUAGCAGAGGAAGAGGAGGCCAGGCUGACCGUGCUGUGGGAGGAAGAGGAGCAGAAGAGCUGGAUGAUGAAGGAGAAGAUGGAGGCUCUGAGCAGAGAGAUAGCAGCUCUUUCAGACACAAUCAGAGCCACAGAGGAGGAGCUGAGAGCUGAAGACGUCUCAUUCCUGCACAACUACAAGGCUGUGGUGGAAAGAGCCCAGCGCUGCCCCCUGCUGGAUGAUCCACAGCUGCCCCCGGGAGCUCUGAUAGACCAGGCCAAACACCUGGGCAACCUGACCUUCAGCAUCUGGAACAACAUGAAGGACAUGGUCUCCUACACUCCUCUGAUCCUGAACCCAAACACUGCAAACCCAGAACUGACCCUGUCCGAGGAUCUGAGCAGCGUGAGGGUGGGUGGGCUGCAGCAGCUCCCCGAUAAUCCAGAGAGGUUUGAUCAUCUCUGCUUCGUCCUGAGCUCUCAGGGCUUCACCUCAGGGGCCCACAGCUGGGUGGUGGAGGUUGGAGACUGCGGACACUGGGGACUGGGCGUGUUAGCGGAGUCCGUCCGGAGGAAGGGACCCAUACGCUCUGGAUUUGGUGGAAUAGGAUUCAAUCAAGGUGAAUACUCAGCUCGCUCAGGAUCUGCUGCCCCCACCGUCCUGCAGCUGCAGAAGAAGCUCCAGAGGAUCCGAGCGAGUCUGGACUGGGACGGAGGACAGCUGUCGUUCUCUGACGCUGACACUGACACACACAUACACACCUUCACACACACUUUCACGGACAGGAUGUUUCCCUUCAUCAGCAUCGGGGAUAAAGUCCCAGUGAAGACUCUGCCCGUGAAGCUGUCGGUGGAUCGGAGCUAUUAAACCAAACGACACGUGACCCCGUCUGAGCCCGGAGGGAGGAGUGUGUGUCUGCUGGACAGGUUUGUUCUCGUAUGUAACUCAUGUUGCUGUGUAUAAGCCUGUGUGUGGAUCAGCAGCUCAUCUCUCACUGUUCACCUGAACUGUCCUCUCAGCAGCCUCUGUCCACAGACUGUAAAUAAAAGAGCUCAGCUAAUGUGACCUCUGACCUCUUCACUUGUUCUCAGACAGCUGACACUGCACGCACACACACGCACACACACACCCACACACACACACGCACACACACACUCUCUACUGUGAUACCCAGGGUCACACCAACAGAGCCUUGGCCUCACCUGACAUGGCACCUGAGGGUGGAGGGCUCAGAGGGCUCAUUCAGAGGCCCCUCCUCCUCUGUGCGACUCUCGUGUUACGGCUCGCUCUUGGCCUGACCCCGCCCCCGUGGGAGGCGCUGACAUGAGCUGCUGUCACAGGGCACACCUAUCUCCACCACACGAACAUGGCGACUCAUUCAAAUAAGACAUUUGAAAUCUGAGACGGUGCUUCUCAGAGUCAAAUCCACAGUCAGCAGCCGUCACAGCUGCAGGCAGCUCGCUCCAAGCUGCACUCACCUCCGACCUGUGUUUCUUUCUCCGCCCUUCCUGGCAGGUACUAAGAGCUUUCCUGUGCAAGGACCUGACACGUAAUAAUCUCAGGCAGCUGUUCGGAGAGUUUCUCCUCAAGCGAAGGUGUGACAAACGGCUUUCUCUGCUGCCGCAGGAAAUACAGCUCUCCAGCUACCUCAAUGAGUCAUGAAGGAAAGAUGGCGGAGUGCCUCGGGAGCUGUGCGGUGAUGGAAAACCAACACUGGGACUCAUUUGUGUUUGUUGAACAGCAGCAGAGAUGAAGAAGUGCCUCAGAGGACUCGACGGCGAGCAGCCAGCAUGUUCCUGAGGCCUUUAGUAGACGCGCAGGCAGGAAGUCGCUUUAGUUCUGCCUGACUCUGAUUUACAGACCAACCGUGGAGCACGCCGCUGAAGCCCGAUGAUGAGCUGUCAGCACAGCGAACGCACCAUGAUGCACGACGAGCCGAACACACGAGCGUGGCGGGGAGACGGAACUUCGCUGUCAGAAGGGUUACUGCAUUAAACAACGCCCACUUUGAUGCCGUGAUGACGUCCUCGUCAGAACACCUGGACAGGUUCCUCUGAGCUCCUCCGGUUCCAGCCCGGCGCCCCGGAGCGUUUGGUGCCCGGCCCUUUGAAGCCUCGGUAGAGAGCUGUGAUUGGCUCCUGGAAUAUUUCAGCUGCUCUCACGCCCGAGGACGUUUCUGUGCCGCAGCGCUCGGCCCGUCUCCUGCUGCCUCCUGCUGCCGGUCGCUCCAGCUCCCGUUUCCCUGUGACUCGGAGACCUGUCUGACCUCUGACCCCGAGCAGGCUCCUCCUCCUGGUCAGCAGCUCGUUAGAUGCAGCAAAGCUCCCAGAGCUUUAACUGACCUGCUCCUCCAGCCCCUCCCUCAGGUCGUCGGCCCGAGGAUCAGGGAUCAGCUGCCGUCAGACGGCGUUUGGGUAAUUAGGAGUCGGAUGUUCUUUAGAAAUAAACUUAUUUCACUCCAGACGUGUUCGCGUUGAGCGCCAUGAUGCGGUCACGUCUAGGCUCAGACUGUAAUCACACUUCAUGCAAACUCCUCUGACGGACCACAGGGAAGCACAUCUUGUUCCCUGGACCUGUGCUCGCGCUCUAGCAGACGACCCCCUCGGCCACAUGCACGAGUCAUGUUUCUGUGCAGAGUGACAGCACCAGUUCACUGCUACCAAUCGCUCAUCCCGCAGAGAGCUAGCCUCAGCAAACACAGCUCGUGUGAUUCAGUGCAGAGACAAAGGCCCGCGUGAGUCGUUGUGGGCGUUUGGUUUGGAUGAAAGCCUCGGGAGGCCUCGAGCGUCAGAUGAAAGCUGCCUUUUGUUGAUUGGAUUCACUUCAGAGGUGUAGUUUCACCUGCGUGGGUCGUUUUCUCACAGUUAUCAGUCAGAGGUGAAGUCCAGCAGUCUGAUGAACUGCGAACACAGGAAGACCCACGUUUACUGCCCGCUCACAUGCAGCGCUUCAAAACCAGAGUCCCACCCUCAGACCGAACACACAGCUGUGUGAGUAAAACUCGCGUUUAGUCUUUAAAAUACAAAUCAUACUGGUGGUAGUAAAAGAUUAGGGUAGUAAGCUCUCAGUACACCUGCACAGGUACGCUGCUGGCCGUGAGUCAGACCUGCUGCCGGCAACUUUGAAUAAUCUUUGAUUAUUACUGUGGACAGAAUUUCCAGGUCUCAGGUCGUUCCUGUUUGGAGCUGUUGAGGCUGAACCAGACGGCAGACAGACUCAUCUCUGCGAGCUGUCGUCACGUGACCAGGACGGGACACGUGUGAUGGGUCGCCGUCGCUGAACAGACGGAGCUCACACCGCAGAGACGUUCCUCUUUUCCUUUUUUGCUUUUAAGGUGAAGCUUCUGCAAACGUUGCUGCUGAGUCUUCAGACAGAUUCACCAACGUCUGCACGCUGCGUUAGCUACGACUCACCUGAGCAGAUCUUGUCCUCGUGCACCAGCAGCAGGAAGUCACAUACACGGCAGUAAAUAUUCACGUUUUACUAUCAUUAUUAUUCAUGACUGUAUUAGUCGAAACCUUAUAAAUGAAAAAGUUGUAAACAGCUGAAACUUGGAUUUUUGAGAUGGUGAAACUUUAUUUAGGACUCCAGACUUCCCAACAGCCACUCAGAGACCCGCCCACACGGCUCGGCGGUUCCUCACAGCCUGGAUGUGAAACUCGUUCUGUGGAAUAAAGAGAACAAAGGCAUCUUUACUCUGGGCCACUUGCUUUCGACUGACUGUUAGUGCACGAGAUUUCUGCUGGAAACCUGAAAUUCAGCCACAGAAACGCUGUGGUUUGAUCCCGCCUCCUCCGCGCUACAGGUCCAAGUAAUCUGGGCGAGAUCAGAAGCUCCGAGUUGCUCCUGAGCUUCCGCGUGAAGCUGUUACUGCUGCAUUUACCAGGCUGAGGUCAGGAAACACUGAUGAGGUCUCACACCGAGCUGACGUUCACGUUCGAGCUGCUUCUCAGUAAUUACAGCUAUAAUUAUAAUUAUGGCACCAGAGCCUGAGCUGGUAUCUCUCACACACCAGCUCAGUGUUGGGCUGUCUCUGUAAAAAUAUUUUAUCACUGAAUAAAACUCAACUUUAGAUGAGAUGAAAAAUAUGCUUCAAAUAAGUUUAAUCUGAAUCUGAGGAGGACCUGAUGGAUGUGAUCAGGCGCAGGAUCACGAGUGUUUCUAUUGGAGCGUCUGCUCUGAGCCUGGGUCCAGAUAAACAGCCUCAAACAGACAAACACCUGAAACAGGAAAAUCAAGCUGACAAAAACAAACUUCGCUCACAUGAAAAGUGUUCUGGUCUCAGCUCGUUCUGCGCCUGCGGUUUUGUUUUCAAGGACGCUGGGUGGAAUUAGCAUCAGUCUUCAGGUCAGAAGCUCAUCACUGUAACCUUCAGGCUGCUGUCAGAAAAACAAAUUAAAGUCUUUGUGAUCUGCAGGCCUGAGCGCCGCUCACUGCACGCUGAGGAAAAUGGAAGACCUUGGCAUUUCCAAAGGAAAUGUUAACACGCUGCGAUUCUGGUUCCACAUUUUAACACACUGUCAUCCUGUCAUGUUGGGACUCAUAAAGGCUUCACAUACAGUGUGUGUGUGUCCGUACUGUAGCAGUCAGGCGGAGGCUGAUAUAUCUGCAAUGACGUGCCUUAAACAACAGCGAGGAAGAUAAGUGAGGUCGGUGUGAAAUGUGAUUAAAGCACAGCCUUCCCCUCGCCUUUGAUUUAAAGGAGCACGACACAAACAACUCAUCUCUCCCACCCACACACAGACUUCAGAGGAAAAGCAUGAAAAACCAGCAAAGAGCAAAAGAGGACAGAGAGGACGGAGACGCCACGUCAGCACUCCGAGAGCAACUUUGGGGCACGUUUUACUCUUUAACGUGAAAAAGUCCUGCAGGAAGAAACGAGUCUGACCGUCGCAUCAGCUGACCCCGUGCAGGACCGUCAGUCAGCUGACGUUUGUCCGGGUGCAGCGUUCCAGGUUAUUCGGCUUAUUUCUGGAUAGCAGGGAAGUGUUCAUGGACUGUGGAGUCCACGUGUUUCCUGCCCUGCGCGGGGCAGCAGGUGCAGCUCCAAUCUGAGAUGUUUUACAGGUUUCUGUUGCAGCGAGCUCCUGUUCUGUGACGCAGCGACAGGGUGGCAAAGAAAUCAGAUGGGGAGGCAAAACCCAAGCCUUUCUUUUUCAAACACAUGCAGGUGGUUACAUGUGGUUAAAAUGAUUCAAAUGCAGUAAGUUUACAUGCUUUUCAUAUAAAUAUGGUCCAUAACUUGAUUAUUGUCUGUAGCCCACAUGAUUACACACUUUAGUUACAUAAAACAUGAGUUUUGAUCUUAUGUACUGUACAGCCUGUAUAAUAAAUAAAUAUGUCGCCCAAUAAAUAUAAAACCCAGAAA